AUGACUCUCACGCCUGUUCGAAUUCGAGGCAAACGAAAACAUCAAUCUGCUAGCAAGCCAUCAUCUCGAGGCAUUUCCACAACUACGCCAGUCGCCAUAGAAACCCGUCCUCUCAAAAGGAUGAAGCGCUCUCUAUCCAAUGUUCUCGCCUCCCGGGCAACUCGCUGGAAGCCUGUUUUACAAGCUCUUCCGGCAGAGAUUAUCGAGAGCAUAUUUCUCUACAGCGCCAACGUUGAUUUACCUUGCGCCUCGCCAGUUAUCGGCGCAAAGCUAUCUGGACGUGUGACUCUCAUUAGGUUCCUCAUGUGGGCAUUUCAUGGAACCUGGGAUCAAUGUUUCGGUAAUAUUUCGAUAGGUCUUGCGGAAGACAAGAGCGACGUAGGCGGUGAUCGACAGCUUCAGUCAACUAUACUACGUCUACCAUGGAUCAGCGUAGACUUGAUAGUUCAAGCACAACAAAUAUGGGCAGACACUUAUGCUAGAGAUCGUCAUUAUAGGCAUUGCCUUCCCCAGAUAGACGCAGAAGGUGACCCCUUUAUGUAUAGCCAUGACCACCCAUUCGAAGGCGGCGUCGGACACUUCAACUCCAAAGAAUGCUUCGAAGCUGAUUAUCAGGAGGUCUCAUCCUGGAAGCCCUUCGAGAAGGUCGGGAAAUGGGGUGGAUGUGAUAUUCACCCAAGGGUACGCAUACCUACAGUCCUCAUUACUGGCCCAUGGGACGAGAAGAGACUACGCCUCCUGUUCUGGCUCCGAAGGGCUGGGAGACUUUAUGGCCUUGAAGAAAAUGAGUCGUCAUGGGAGAUACAGCUGGACUGUCUUCGAAACGCAUUCAUCGAUGCCUCUGAGCCCAGUAUUCUCAUCACAAACUUGAUCGAUCUCACUUCGCUCUGUCGCGGCUUACCCAGAGAUAUUGCUCGGGAAGAACGACGUCGCAUCGACCAGCGGCUGAAAUGGGGCGCUGAUGGCGUUGUUGCCAAAGAGAUCCUUCGGGAGGUCUACAGCACCAUCGGGAUGUAUCACGACGGAUUCGAGGCUCCUGGCUCACCGAAGUAA
Messenger RNA from Fusarium venenatum, 1053 nucleotides. RefSeq lists its product as uncharacterized. Lineage: Eukaryota; Fungi; Ascomycota; Sordariomycetes; Hypocreales; Nectriaceae. The record is from RefSeq and is a predicted model, not a curated record.